AACCGUUAUUCCGUCUCGUCGCUUGUCGCCGUCGUUGCUGAUCACCACAACGGUUAUUUCUGAUCUAAUUUUUUUUUUUUGCAUUUUCGUUUUUACUAUUGGGUGGGCAGCUGGUGCUGGAUAGAUGCCCCGCCAUCGGGUCCUCCCAACCUAACACCAAAAGUUGUUCGACUGAGCCCGCCUUUCCUCUACUCUCCUCCGCGCCAACGACAACAACACCCCUCUGUGUUGUCGUCCGCUCCUGUUUAUACCCCCAAAUAUGGACUUUGCAACUGUCAGGGCCUUGCUGGCGGCCAGCUUGGACACAAACGCCGACAGCAGGCGACGUGCUGAGCUGCAGCUGAAGCAGGUCGAGGACCAUGCGGGUUUCUUGAUCUGCCUGCUUGAUGUCUUGGAAGCAGAGCAGGACGCCAGUGUCCGCCUUGCCACCGUCAUCUACAUCAAGAACCGAGUAAACCGUUCCUGGUACCAGGCCGAAGGCAUUCCCUCCGAAAGCUCAAUAGCCGAAGAUGAGAAAGUCCGAAUCCGAGACCGUCUGGUGCCCAUCUUGGCGUCAUCCGAGGGGCUCGUCCGCCAGCAGCUUAUUCCCGUUCUGCAGCGCAUCCUGCAGUGCGAUUUCCCCAGCCGGUGGCCGCGAUUCCUGGAAUUUACUCUGGAGCUGUUAAAUACCAACAACCCAAACUCUGCGCUGGCUGGUUUGCAGUGCCUUCUCGCCAUCUGUCGUGCUUUCCGAUACAAGUCCAACGAGAGCCAGGACCGACAGCACUUUGACAACAUUGUUGAAGCAAGUUUCCCGCGACUCUUGGCCAUCUGCAAUGAGCUGGUGAAUCAAGAAAGCGAUGAGGCUAGCGAGAUGCUGCAUUUGGCUCUCAAGGCAUACAAGCAUGCUACCUGGCUCGAGCUUUCACCGUACUUGCGACAGGACCAGGUCAACAUCGCUUGGUGCACCGUCUUCCUUCAAACCGUCUCAAAGGCUCUUCCCGCCGCUGUUGUGAUGAGCGAUGUUGCCGACCGAGAAAAACAUCACUGGUGGAAGGCCAAGAAGUGGGCCUACUUUAACCUCAACCGGCUCUUCAUUAGACAUGGAAAUCCUACGAGCCCAGGCAAACAAGACGGAGCUGUCCAGUUCGCGAAAAACUUCACCAACACCAUCGCUCCCGAAAUUCUGAAGCAUUAUCUACAGGAAAUCGAAAAAUGGGUGGCCAAAACCUCGUGGCUUAGCCGACCUUGUCUGUCAUAUAUCCUAGUGUUCCUCGACGAGUCGGUGCGGCCCAAGGAGAUGUGGGUGCACUUGAAGGCACACCUGACUAACCUCGUCACGCACUUUGUAUUCCCGGUUCUCUGCCUGUCGCCGGAAGACGUUGAACAAUUUGAAGAGGAGCCAGAGGAGUACCUUCACCGAAAAUUGAAUUACUUCGAGGAGGCGUCCGCACCUGAUGUUGCGGCGACAAAUUUCCUGGUCAACCUUACAAAGAACCGCCGAAAGGAAGUCUUUGAGAUCCUCAAAUUCGUCAACGCCGUCGUCAACGAGUACGAGCAAUCUGCUGAUGACAAGAAGAACCACAUUGCAAAGGAGGGUGCUCUCCGGAUGAUUGGAACCCUUGCUCCCGUCAUUCUCGGAAAGAAGAGCCCCAUUGCCGACCAGGUCGAGUACUUCCUCGUCCGAUACGUCUUCCCAGACUUCACCAGUCCCUUGGGCUAUCUCCGAGCCCGAGCUUGCGACACCAUCGAGAAGUUUGAACAGCUCAACUUCCAGGACCAGAACAACCUGCUCACCAUCUACCGCAACAUCCUGGACUGCAUGGCAGACCCGGCACUUCCCGUUCGUGUCACUGCCGCCCUUGCGCUGCAGCCAUUGAUUCGCCACGAAGUUAUCCGAACAAGCAUGCAGCAGAGCAUUCCCACCAUUAUGCAGCAGCUGCUGAAGCUGGCCAACGAAGCCGAUAUUGAUGCCCUGGCCAACGUCAUGGAAGACUUUGUUGAGGUAUUCGCUACCGAGCUCACUCCCUUUGCCGUCGCCCUGUGCGAACAACUUCGUGAUACCUAUCUUCGCAUUGUGCGAGAGCUGCUGGAGAAGGAGAGCAAGGCUGGGGACGAUGGCGAGCUGUACAAUGAUUAUGACGACAAGAGCAUAACAGCUCUUGGCGUGUUGCAGACCAUUGGGACGCUAAUCCUCACCCUGGAGAGCACCCCGGAUGUUCUUCUCCACAUUGAAGCGGUUCUCAUGCCAGUGAUUAGCAUCACGCUCGAGAACAAGCUGUACGAUCUCUACAACGAGGCAUUCGAAAUCAUCGAUAGCUGCACUUUUGCCGCCAAGGGCAUCUCCCCCAACAUGUGGCAGGCAUUUGAGCUGAUCCACACCACCUUCAAGGCCGGAGCCGAAUAUUACCUCGAGGAUAUGCUCCCUGCACUGGACAACUUUGUCCAGUACGGCGCACCUGCCUUGGUCCAGAAGCCGGAAUACGUCCAGGCCCUCUAUUCCAUGGUAGCUGAUAUGUUCAGUGAUACGGUUGAGGGAGGCGUUGAGCGAAUCUGCGCUUGCAAGUUGGCCGAGGCCAUGAUGCUCAGCCUCCGAGGCAGCAUUGACAGCUGUGUCGAAGGCUUCAUCAACAUGGCCAUGAACAUCCUGGCUGGCCAAGAGGUCAAGGUGAAGAGCUACAAGAUUCAUUUGAUGGAAAUGGUUAUCAACGCUGUGCACUACAACCCCAUACUCACCCUGCAGGUUCUGGAGACCAACGGCUGGACGAACAGGUUCUUCAGCCUCUGGUUUGGUAGCAUGUCAUCCUUCAGCAGGGUUCACGAUAAGAAGCUUUGCAUUGUGGCCAUUUCCGCCCUUCUCGGCCUCAACCACGAUCAGGUCCCUGCCAGCAUCUCUGUUGGAUGGCCACGGCUGCUCCAGGGCAUCACUGAACUCUUCCGAACAUUGCCUAGCGCUAUGAGGAAUCGAGAGGAUGCCCUCCGCGAUGAUUUCACUCUGGAUGCUGGCUAUGAUUAUGCUGACGAAGAUGAGUGGGACGAGAAGGAUGUGGCAUGGAAUGGAGACGAAGAGGCUGGCUCUGCUGGCGACGACGAGUCCCCUGAAACCAAGGAUGAAAGUGCUGCCUAUCUCGAAUUCCUUAACGAGGAGGCGCAAAAGUUUAGUCGCGUGAUUGAUGAUGAAGAGGAGGAGGAUCUCGGAGAAGACAGCGUGCUUCUUGAGUCGCCGCUGGACAAGAUCGAGCCAUACCAGCUCUUCAGAGCAACAUUGCUGAAGAUGCAACAAGACCAGCCCCAAUUCUACGCGAACCUCGCCAGCCACCUUUCCGCUGAAGAGCAAGGCCUCAUUCAGGACAUUAUUGUCAAAGCGGAAGAGGUAGCCCAGGCGCAGAUCCAAGCACAGCAGGCCGAGAUGAUUGCUCCGCACGCCGCUGCUAAUGGCGGCGCCAACUGAAAGCGGACGAUUUGUGAUUCAUAGGAUGGGAAACAUUGGAUGAAAGAACAUCUUGUAUGGAUGCUGCUUUGUGGGGACUCGUGCAAUUACAACCCAAGUGUCUCGGGCGAGCAAGCGUUGCUGUUUAUGAGGAGAUGAACUUGAUGAUAUUCCCCUGUCAUGAACCGAUACGAGAAGGGGAGAAGGUGGGGAAACAAAAAGAAGAAGAAGAAAAAAAAAAAGAAAAAAGAAGAAAAGAAUCUAGACAAUGCAAAAGCUGCUGAUGGAGAGGAUUUUUGAAGGCAGCGGAGGAAUGGAAGGACAACAGCCGAAAAGCCCCAGGCGUAAUGAAAGGUAAGUCUUGCAGAAGGAAGGCAACAUGGCUGCUGUCAUUUGAACAGUAGCGCAAGAGGAAAGAUUAUUUGGAUGGGGAAUUUAUUUUUAUUUAUCGUUUUUCUGUGUCUCGGGCGCAGGCUGGUGAUUUGCCAAUACGAAAGAGAACAUAGGCAUUGACAGAGGGUGUUGAUGUGCGGCUGAUUAUACAGAAGGAGGGCACCAUCAAGUAUGUAGUAGGUAGCUUACUCGGUAUUCCAGGUAAUACUGAGUACUAUUAGGUUAGUGCAAACACAUAGGUACACAGAUGUAUGU
Messenger RNA from Trichoderma virens Gv29-8, 4057 nucleotides. RefSeq lists its product as uncharacterized. Bases 260 to 3430 code for a protein of 1056 amino acids. Gene Ontology annotation, biological process: protein import into nucleus. Gene Ontology annotation, cellular component: nuclear envelope; cytosol. The transcript is spliced from 8 exons. Lineage: Eukaryota; Fungi; Ascomycota; Sordariomycetes; Hypocreales; Hypocreaceae. The record is from RefSeq and is a predicted model, not a curated record. Gene Ontology annotation, molecular function: small GTPase binding.